AUGACAGCCACUUCUUACAUGCCAAAGUUAUUUUCGAUACCGAUGGCACAUUCAACAAAGGAAGGAGAUGAGGGAGAAAGAGAGAGCAAAGAGGAGAGGGAGGUGCAGCGGCGGAUGCAUGUUCCUCGAACUGUAUUACAACAGAUCAUUGGCAUUGCAGCUUCAGUGGACAUGUAUGCUGAAUAUCCCCUCACUGGACAAGAUUGGAUUUUAGUGUAUACAAGCCCUCCUCUCAGCUGCUCAGUAUCAAAACCCAAGUUGGUACAACACCACUUUGUAGUUUUGUACCAGAACCUAGAACCCAGGUCCGGAUUCACCCAGAAGUACAACCGAAGACGCGGUCGGCUGCCUGCUGGUCUGGAAACUACACAAUAUCUUUGGAACCCACUAUCCUCUAAUGCAUGAAUCUUUGUGCUCAGUCGGGCUACAACUAAUAUUUGAUCAUUUCAUCUUAUUCUAUAAUGCAAACAACCUGUUUUUUCAUCGCGAGAAAGAACAUUAAGAAAAUUUUGCUCAUUCUAUUGUAGCAAUAGAGACUGCAUGAAUAACAGUACCGUGUUUGGCUAUUUGUUCUUGUGGCUUCCUGGCCAUGGGCGCUUUACUGCUUUGUUCCAAAAAAAAACCUGCUAUUUUUGUUCUGCUGGUACAGCUACUCUUUGGCUGGGACAUUUUUGCUUGGAGUAACAUAAAUGAACCUAAAAUUUCUUAAUAUUUUAUAUCACUUUUUGUAUCGAUGUCUUGUGCACGCCAUCUGGAUACUUCAAAAGUAUUUACCCUGCUUUCCUUUGAUUUGAGUUGUCUUUAUGUCAAGGACUAUUUGUUUUAAUAGAUUUAAUAUCUAAAGUGUCAUAAUUAAUUUUAUUUU
This is a messenger RNA of Hordeum vulgare subsp. vulgare (domesticated barley), 865 nucleotides long. RefSeq lists its product as uncharacterized. The transcript has 3 exons. The record is from RefSeq and is a predicted model, not a curated record. NCBI's taxonomy places the organism in Eukaryota, Viridiplantae, Streptophyta, Magnoliopsida, Poales, Poaceae. The coding region runs from base 1 to 405 and encodes 134 amino acids.